AUGAGCGUGGCUUCCUUGACAAGCUUACUGGAAACGACCAUCGUAAUAGGAUAUCGCUUCGUUGACCAGAACCAAGCUUUAUCCGAGUAUAAUCGUUUCAGAACUGUUCGAGCUAUCCUAGCCACAGACGAAGAGAAAGAGCUUUUGGAGGGAGUAUAUCUCACAUCUUCACUGGACCUGCGUCCAGACAGCUUGCCAAGCAAUUACUGGGAGUGCAAGAUGACAGCAAAUGAUAAAUUGCUUUCGAAGCGGCCGAUGGCCUCCAAUAGCAUGCCCUUGUCACGUAGUAUCUAUCAAUGUUUAUGGUACGAGUAA
Molecule: messenger RNA, 315 nt
Organism: Lentinula edodes (shiitake mushroom)
Lineage: Eukaryota; Fungi; Basidiomycota; Agaricomycetes; Agaricales; Omphalotaceae
Exons: 3
Coding region: 1-315 (104 amino acids)
Source: RefSeq, a predicted model, not a curated record